CACAAACAACCCUUCACAGUCAGUUUUGCUCAGUGCUGGUCUCUCUUGAGCAGAUGUUGGCUCUUCGCCCCAGGUGGGCAUCCCAGCACUGCCUGGAACAAUUUACGUAUAGUGCAGGGUUAUCGACCUCUCGAACCCUAUCCCAGGUUCCUCGUACUACAUCUAGAUAUCUACUCUGUAUCCCAAGAUAUUCCAGCACCGCUGCUUCUCCUGAGAAAGCUUUCAAGGAUCGGAUACAGGAAGUCAGGAAUGCCUGUCCUGAGCCGUAUCCUCGCCUUGCAAUAGAUAGUCGCACACUGAGCUGCUCAGAGUUCCGCUCUAGAUAUCAAUAUCUAGCCAAUAAUGAAACUGCUGAAGGUCACACUGUCGCUGUCAAUGGUAGGAUACGUACCUACAGACUUGCCGGGAGCAAAUUGAUAUUCUUCGAUAUCAUUCAAGAUGGCCAGAAGGUGCAGGUUAUGUGCAACCAGCGCCGCCUGGAUGGCGUAAGCCCAGAGCAGUUCAAAGGCUUCUAUCGGCUACUCCGCCGCGGUGAUGCUUUCUCUGUAACCGGAACACCACAACGGACGGGACGAGGUGAACUCACGAUCGAAGCCACCGAGUUGCCAAAGCUGUUGUCCCCGUGUCUGCAUGACGUGCCACUCGACGCGAAGGGGCAUGAGAAUUCUCCUUAUGCUCGCCAUGUCCAGUUCCUCGCGGACCCGACGACAACUCAUAUACUCAGAGCCCGGUCGGAGAUCGUCCAGUAUCUACGACAAUUCUUUCUCGAUCGGUCCUUUAUGGAAGUGAACACGCCUAUAAUUGCUACCGAUGCUGGAGGAGCCGUUGCGCGUCCUUUCUACACGUCUGCGACGGAGUUCCCAGACAGAACUCUUUCUCUGAGGAUCGCUCCAGAGCUAUGGCUCAAACGCCUGGUUGUCGGUGGUUUCGAUAAAGUGUUCGAAAUUGGACCUUCUUUCCGCAAUGAAGGACUGGAUAAGACACAUAACCCCGAAUUUACAACUUGCGAGUUCUAUUAUGCCUACGCUAAUCUGGAAGUUCUCAUGUCGAUGACGGAGAGUCUUUUGUCGGGGAUGGCAGCGCAUAUCCGCGAAUUCAAGGAAAAGAGUGCAGAAACGUUGCACCCGACAGAAGUCGACUUCUCAACCCCUUUUCGCCGGAUUGACUUUAUCCCAGCAAUCGAGGAGGCCAUAGGUCGCAGUCUACCCGAUCUUACCUCCCCAGGGGCUGCUGAAGAGAUCAAAACUCUUUUUGGAGAGCUCUCUCUCACGGUCCCUGAGAACCCUACCCUUCCACGGCUAAUGGAUGAGCUCUGUGCAACUUAUAUCGAGCCCCAAUGUCAGGAUCCAACAUUCAUCAUCAAUCCGCCCGAGUGCCUAUCCCCUCUCUCGAAGUCAUUCAACCACCCUGUCAACAACCAACGUGUUGCCGCGCGUGGGGAGCUCUUCAUCGAGGGCAAGGAAGUGGUCAAUACAUACGAGGAGGAGAACUCUCCGUUCGAGCAGCGGAAGAAGUUCGAAGAGCAGCUACAAUACAACAAGGCAGCGAAUGAGCCUGGAAACGUGGACGAAAGCUAUCUGCAGGCGCUUGAAUGGGGUCUUCCCCCCACUGGAGGCUGGGGUUGCGGUGUUGAUAGACUAUGCAUGCUUUUCACUGGUGCGAAGAGGAUAUCAGAUGUGCUGCCCUUUGGCAACCUGCGGGCUGUGACUAGGCGACGCGAUCAACAGUCCGGUUCUGAGUCAGAUCAGUGAUGCUAUACUAUUUCUUGUCAGCGUCUAGAAGUUCCGCGGUUUGUCCAAUGUCCGCAUAACGGACAUUUUGUAUACUAGUGUACCGAUUAGGAUAUUGCAAUACCCCAAUGCCAUG
Molecule: messenger RNA, 1866 nt
Organism: Paecilomyces variotii
Lineage: Eukaryota; Fungi; Ascomycota; Eurotiomycetes; Eurotiales; Thermoascaceae
Product: lysyl-tRNA synthetase
Exons: 5
Coding region: 54-1751 (565 amino acids)
Biological process (GO): mitochondrial lysyl-tRNA aminoacylation
Cellular component (GO): mitochondrion; cytoplasm
Molecular function (GO): tRNA binding; lysine-tRNA ligase activity; ATP binding
Source: RefSeq, a predicted model, not a curated record